Molecule: messenger RNA, 1314 nt
Organism: Plenodomus lingam JN3
Lineage: Eukaryota; Fungi; Ascomycota; Dothideomycetes; Pleosporales; Leptosphaeriaceae
Source: RefSeq, a predicted model, not a curated record
AUGAAAUGCGCGCAAUCACGUGUGAUCGACGCCACCGCCCAGCUUAGCGUCGCGCCUCAACUCCAAAAGUUCCUCCCAUCGUUUGUUACAUCAACGGACACUUUUGCGACACGCCUCACAUUAUACAUCAUGACCGAAGUACAACCACCGCCCGCGCAAUCUACUGUCGCUACGGCAGACACGCCUUCACUCGCACCGGACACAACCCUCGAGACAUCCACAUCCACCGAGCUUGCGCCCAUCACAACCGAACAGACCAUCAUAACCACCAAUGCAGAAGGUAAAAAGGUCAAGAAGAUUAUUCGCCGCAAGAGAAGACCAGCGCGACCGCAAGUCGACCCCGCGACCUUUAAGACGGACACGCCAGCCCCAACUGGUACAAUCUUCAACAUCUGGUACAACAAAUGGAGCGGCGGCGAUCGCGAAGACAAAUACCUAAGCAAGACGGCGGCACAAGGGCGCUGCAAUGUUGCGAGAGAUAGCGGCUAUACCAAAGCCGACAAGACACCCGGUUCCUACUUUUGUCUCUUCUUCGCGCGUGGCAUAUGUCCCAAGGGCGUCGACUGCGAAUACCUGCAUCGUCUCCCCACCGUCACCGAUAUCUUCCCCUCCAACAUCGAUUGUUUCGGCCGAGACAAGCACUCGGACUACCGCGACGACAUGGGCGGUCGUCACUUUCAAGAAUGGGGCCAGAUUGAACGCACGCGCGUCCUCACCGCCCGCGGCGUAGCUUUCGUAACCUACAUGAACGAAGCAAACAGCCAAUUCGCAAAAGAAGCAAUGGCGCACCAGAGCCUCGACCACAAUGAAAUCCUCAACGUGCGCUGGGCAACCGUCGACCCAAACCCCCAGGCCGCAAAACGAGAGGCCCAUCGCAUCGAGGAGCAGGCCGCAGAGGCUAUCCGCAAAGCCCUACCCGCCGCCUAUGUCGCCGAGCUAGAAGGCCGCGAUCCCGAAGCCAAGAAGAGGCGCAAGAUAGAAGGCAGCUUUGGCUUGCAGGGCUACGAGGCCCCAGACGACGUCUGGUAUGCCAAGGAAAAGGCAGAGUGGGAAGCAGCAAAGGAGAUUGAGGCAGCUGGUGGUGCUGCUCAGCCCAGACAAAUGAUUGAGAGCGGCGAGGAUGCACAUGCGCACGAGGCGGACUGUGCGGCUAUGCAGGUCGCGCCGUCUGGGCAGCACAGUCAGGGCAAUGGUAUAUUUUCCACUUCUACGCUCGCGGCACUAAGGGGAUAUACGGCCGCGCCGGCAAAACCGAAAGUUGCACCUGUGGCGGGGCCGCUGGUGGGAUAUGGAAGUGAUGAUGAUAGCGAUUGA